AUGACGCCGAUGCGGUUCGCCACUGGCGUCACCGACAAUAGCAUUAACUUUCCGUCGGUGUACUCCUUAGCGCAGUGCACGCAAGACCUGUCCCCCGGCGACUGUUUGUCGUGCCUCCAUCUUUACCUGGACCAGCUCAACUUCAGCAUGUCUCUACGCAUUGGUGGACGAAUGGGUGUCACCCGAUGUUAUUUCAGGUAUGAGGCUUUUAAGUUCUACUACGGACAACCCACGCUGUUGCUUAGACCGCCAUCGUCGCCGCCGCCAGCUCUGACUCCGACAGAGGCGCCCAAACACAGGGGUCAUAUAAGCAAGCUGUUGGCGAUUCCCAUAGUCUUGGCUCCUCUAGCAGCAGCAGCAGCAGCAGCUUUUCUCUGCGUCAACUUUUUCUAUCGUCGACUCACUAGACAAAGAAGAGUGAUGAGAUUACAAGAAACAAUAUGUGUUCAGAAUUUGGAGGGAGACCAACAACUAGUUUGGCAAGGGAAGAAUUCAGAGUUAUUGGUGCUUCGAUUUGAGCCGCUACUGGAUGCCACAAAUAGUUUUUCAGAAGAGAACAAACUUGGACAAGGUGGCUUCGGUGCUGUCUACAAGGGUAAGCUUCCUGAGGGGUUGGGGAUAGCGGUUAAAAGACUUGCUUCUCAUUCAGGCCAAGGAUUCAUAGAGUUCAAAAACGAGGUACAGUUCAUAGCCAAACUCCAACAUAGGAAUCUGGUUAAACUAUUGGGAUGUUGCUCCGAAGAACCUGAGAAAACAUUGGUCUAUGAAUAUUUACCAAACAAAAGUUUGGACUUCUUCAUAUUCGAAGAAAAAAGAAGAGCUUUAUUGGACUGGUCCAAACUUUUAGCAAUAAUUGAAGGAAUAGCUCAUGGGCUUCUCUACCUACAUAAGCACUCCCGGUUGCGUGUCAUACAUCGAGAUCUAACACCAAGCAACAUCCUCUUAGACAACGAAAUGAAUCUAAAAAUUUCAGAUUUUGGGCUAGCAAAAAUAUUCAGUUCAACAAACCCCGAUGGAAACACUACAAGGAGAGUGGUUGGUACAUAUGGCUAUAUGGCUCCCGAGUAUGCUUCGAAGGGUGUCUUCUCUAUUAAAUCCGACAUCUUCAGCUUUGGUGUGGUUAUUCUCGAGAUCCUCAGCAGAAAAAGAAAUUCUCGUCGCCAACAAUGUGGAUACAUUACAUUGGAAACAGGCAUGGAAAUUAUGGGACGAGGGAAGGUGGAUUGA
This is a messenger RNA of Triticum turgidum subsp. durum (durum wheat), 1227 nucleotides long. Lineage: Eukaryota; Viridiplantae; Streptophyta; Magnoliopsida; Poales; Poaceae. The record is from the annotation of a GenBank genome assembly.